AACAUUAUUAACUGAACAUACCUCUGCUUGAUAAAAAUAUAAACACGCUUUGAGAAGUAGCAACAAUUUUUAUUUUUUUCCUUAAAAAAUUAAAGAAAAUGUUAAAUAAAUUAAAAUUUAAUAACUUGGUAAUAUCCAAUAAAAAGGGCAUACAACAGUCCCGCAUACAAACCAUUAAUAAACUCGUGCAUAAAAUCCGUAAACUAAAGACCCUCUUGGAAAAACAUCCAGAUAAUACGAAAUGUAAGGAACGUAUAAGAAAAUCAACGGAAACUAUGGAAUUGUUAAAGAAACUGAAACGAAUGGAUAUUAUGAAAAAAGUUUUACUGCUGGAUAAGCCGGCACCAGCUGUCAUUACCAAUGGUUUAGCUACACCCGAAGAAGUGGGAGUUGCCUUGCUGUGUAUGAACAAAGUUAUGCAGGGUUUAAUCAAAAGGUUUAAAACAGAACUGCAGCUAAACGAACCUGAAAAUGAGGGAUGGAGAGAAGCUCUUAUGGAAUCCAGUAAACGACGACAAAAAAUCGAAAGAACUGAAGAGAAAAGACGUAAACGUUUGGAAAUGAAACAACAAAAAGCCAUGGGACGUAAGCGGCAAGAAUGGUUGGAAGAGAAUAAACAGGAUAGAGACGAUGAGGAACUCGAUACAAACGAUAAGGAUGUGAAUGUAUCAACAACAGGUGCUUGGCAGGUGGAGGAAUUAUCUAAUGAAAGUGUUAAAGCGGAAGUUGUGGAAAACAUUGAAAAGAAAACCAAUAAGCAAUUAAAGAGGGAAAGACCAGUAAAAGAAAAUCCUAAGAAAAUAACCCCUGCCAAUAAAAAACAAAAGUUAAAUGUAAAAGUUAUGGAACAAAUCACAAAAUCAGACGAGGAAGAGGAGGUAGAUGCUGAAGAAGAAAGCGAGAGUGAAACAGAAAUUAAAACAAUUAAGAAAAAUAAAGAAAUGCCUAAGAAAGUGACCCCAGCAAAUAAAAAACAAAAGUUUAAUGUAAAAGUUAUUGAAGAUGUUGAGGGUUCUGGUGAUGAAAGUGAUGAUGAACCAGAAAUUAAAACAAUGAAGGAAAAUAAACAUAAAGUAGCUAACAAUGUGCCCGUUAGCGAAGAAGAGGAUCCCGAGGAAGAAGAAAUGGUAGUUGAUCCUUUCUUUAUAACCGAUACUGGAGAAAAUUAUCUAUCUACUGCAGUAAUCAAGAGAAAUCAAAAUAAUGAAAAUGAUAAUGAAGAAAAAAGGGACCUGCAUAUGAUAAAACUUAAUAAUUAUGAUAAAAAAUCUACAGACUUUAAAGAUCGAAGGGAACAAAACCGCGACAGAAAUCAAAGAGAUUUUAACCAAAAUAGACCACAAAAUAAUAAUUGGAAUAAACGGGAGGAAGGCAGGGAGCACCAGAAUAAAUGGCAACAAAAUAGACAAACUAAUAAUGGAAGAGAUGGUAAAUUUUCACAAAACAAAUGGAAUGAUAGGAAAAAGACCGACUCCCGACAAGAUUUUAAACAUAAAGCGGCUAAUACUAAUGUAGAGGAAAAUCUACAUCCUUCUUGGGCAGCCAAACAAAAAUUAAAACCGGUUAUAACAGGAUUCCAAGGUAAAAAGAUAACAUUUGGAGAUGAAGACGACAAUGGUAAACAAACGCAACAGCAAACUUUUAAUAAAACACAAACCCCUAAAAGCGUUAAAUCUGAUCAGGAUCUGCAUCCCUCCUGGGCUGCUAAGCAAAAACUCAAACCAGCCAUAACUGUCUUCCAGGGCAAAAAAAUCACUUUUGAUAAUGAUGAAUAAAAGAUAAUUGUGAUUUUUUUUUUUCAAACAAAAAACUACGUUUUUUUAUUUAAAAUAAA
Lucilia sericata (common green bottle fly) is the source of this 1834-nucleotide messenger RNA. It is a transcript of the gene Rlb1, whose product is annotated as myb-like protein X. The transcript is spliced from 3 exons. The coding region runs from base 99 to 1775 and encodes 558 amino acids. The record is from RefSeq and is a predicted model, not a curated record. Gene Ontology annotation, biological process: maturation of SSU-rRNA. Gene Ontology annotation, cellular component: 90S preribosome; nucleus. Lineage: Eukaryota; Metazoa; Arthropoda; Insecta; Diptera; Calliphoridae.